Cucurbita maxima (winter squash) is the source of this 1335-nucleotide messenger RNA. RefSeq lists its product as uncharacterized. NCBI's taxonomy places the organism in Eukaryota, Viridiplantae, Streptophyta, Magnoliopsida, Cucurbitales, Cucurbitaceae. The coding region runs from base 370 to 1236 and encodes 288 amino acids. The transcript is spliced from 2 exons. The record is from RefSeq and is a predicted model, not a curated record.
GCAAAAUGAUCGUCUAAGGUCAUCCAACUUAGAUGCCAUAAUGAUUUACUACAACACAAAGGUUUUUUUUUCCUCUCUAUUCUCUUGCGGGGGAAAAGAACUACAAAUGCUCUAUUUGUCUUGUUCCAAGUAGCAGCAGGGGUGGGGAGUAACAGUGUUUGUGCUGUUCACAUGUGUGUGCUGACCUUUUUGAUCUAAGCAUGUUUGGUUGCAAAUGGAAAAGAAUAUGUCGGUAUUGAUGAGAAUAAUUCCUUAUGUUAUUCCUAAGGAUUGAUUAAUGGUGCCUAAUUUGCAGCAUUAAUUGACAACGGACUUUGAAUUCCAACCUGAUUCCCCAAUAGUAACGUGGAGGAGUUGAAGCAGAAACUCAUGCAGACGACUUUCGAACUAGAGUCCUUAAAAAUGGAAGCAAAUGAAGAAAGUAUAAAGAACAAAGAGAAAGUGAAGAGCUUACUUCUUCUCCUGCAGGCAGCAUAUGAAGAAAGAGACGAAGCAAGAGAUCAGCUGCAGAAACUGAUGAGCAAAUUUGUGCCAAGUACUACUGCAACUGAAUUACCAGCCCUGCUUCUUUUCCAACCUGAAAGCCCUCUCAACAUACCCACCAAAGCAAAUUCAAGCAUCACAGAAUCAAACAGUCUCUAUGAAACUUAUAAUCACCAAUCUUAUGGUUCUUCACCUGCAGAUUCUUUCUUUGAUGGAGUUUCAUCACCAGAUUUCUCUACUGCAAACAUGGCUGAUUCAUGCAAAAUGAGCUUUGUAAAUCAGCCAUAUGUCACGGAGUAUAAUGCCCCGCAGCCUCUGGCCACAGGCGUGGACACUCCCAAAACAGAAAAGCCCGAUCCAUUUUCUGCAGUGAUUGAUAAUCUUGUAAAGGGAAAAGCGUUACCUCAGAAAGGCAAGCUUCUGCAAGCUGUUACAGAAGCAGGACCUUUACUUCAGACGCUUCUGGUUGCUGGACCGCUUCCCCAAUGGCGUAAUCCUCCGCCAUUGCAAGCCUUUAAGAUUCCCUCUCUUCUAGUGAAUGGCUGCAACACUAAGAACAUCAAUCAAAACCUUCCUUCAAAACCCAGUAGCCCUUCCCCAAAGCCACUGCAUUCUCUUUUACACACUGAAAUGUUUCGUGGAUCUUCUCAAAUUUGUUCAGCUUCUUCCAUGUUUAGCUUCAACAGUGCCUUUCUGAUGGCUCCAAAUGUUAACACUCAGAUUCUAGCAGCAAAGAGACAGAAAAUUCAAUGACCACCAUUGUACAAAUCAAUAUCUGGAGUUGGCAGUGUAAAAAAUGACUUAGUAGUCUUAUUGACGUGAUUUGAAGUUUCAAUUACAUUAAAGUUAACU